GCAGGCAGCAGAGUUCAUAGUAAUUUCCGAGUUGGCUGCAACGAAAAAACGCCAUAUUAUUAUCAGUAAUCAAGAUCCAACCGAAUUCGUUUUCGGUAAUCACACAAAAAAUAUACUUAGUUCCCAACAAUAACAAACUGGCUUUGACCUCGCAUGAAUCCUCACCACAGUCCAUACAUUUUUAAACAUUGAUAUUUUUAUGUUUGAAACCUUCUUAUAUUAACAACUGCGUUUGACGGAAACAUACAGAACACAGAGCAGUUGCAUCGUCGGCACCGAAACGCAACACGUGGUCAAACAAAGUUACAAUUUUUCUAUGUGUAUUUUAAUUGAAGUUGGAAUUUAAAAAAAUCAUGUUGUACGUAAUCGGUCUUGGGCUCGGAGACGCGACCGAUGUCACAGUCAAAGGACUUGAAAUAAUCAAAAAGUGUCAACGUGUUUAUUUGGAAUCUUAUACAUCGAUUUUGACAGUAGGACCGCAAGUUUUGGAAAAAUUUUAUGGACGAUCCGUCAUUGUUGCGGAUCGAGAACUUGUAGAAAGUGGCGCUGAAGAAAUUCUGUCUGGUGCUGAGAAGGAAGAUAUAGGAUUUUUAGUUAUCGGAGAUCCAUUCGGGGCAACCACUCAUACAGAUUUGGUGCUGAGAGCUCGAGAACGGGGCGUGAAAGUUCAGAUUGUUCACAAUGCUUCGAUAAUAAAUGCUGUUGGCUGUUGUGGUCUCCAGUUAUAUUCUUAUGGAGAAACAAUUUCUAUACCUUAUUGGACCGAUACAUGGCAGCCUGAAAGUUUUUAUGAAAAAAUAGCUGGCAAUAGAGUGCGAGGUCUUCACACUCUUUGUCUUCUUGAUAUUAAAGUCAAAGAGCCGACUCUUGAAAGCCUUUGUAAAAAAAAGAAGGAAUACAUGCCUCCAAAAUUCAUGAGUGUAUCCGAAGCUGCGGAUCAAUUGACUCACAUAAUCGAUAAGAAAAUCGAGAGGAAAGAGAAAGUUGCAUUUGACGAAAAGAGCCUCGUCGUUGGAUUAGCUCGCGUUGGAUCGGAGAAUCAACGUAUAGUCGCGUGUAGCCUCAAAGAAAUGCGCAACGUUGACCUAGGCCCUCCGCUCCAUUGUCUUGUAAUACCAGCUGAAACUCUGCACCCCUUGGAAUACGAAUAUUUGAUUCAGUAUGCCGAAAAUUCUGAAGAAUUUGCUGAACAAGUGAAACGUUCGUAAAUUGCUUAACCGAUGAAAGAAUUUCUUCUACAGCAAAUAUCAAUAAAAAAAAAGAAAAAGAAAAACAGAAUUUAGCUCUAAAGUACCCAAAUCUAUCCAGUAUCUUUUGCAAUGUCCUCUAUCAAAACUUUUGCAAAAUUAUAAUAAUUAUAAAAACACUGCGAUCGCGAUAAAUACAUCAAGAUCGUAUCCA
This is a messenger RNA of Venturia canescens, 1401 nucleotides long. It is a transcript of the gene Dph5, whose product is annotated as diphthine methyl ester synthase. The record is from RefSeq and is a predicted model, not a curated record. Gene Ontology annotation, biological process: protein histidyl modification to diphthamide. Gene Ontology annotation, molecular function: diphthine synthase activity. The transcript is spliced from 3 exons. The coding region runs from base 354 to 1208 and encodes 284 amino acids. NCBI's taxonomy places the organism in Eukaryota, Metazoa, Arthropoda, Insecta, Hymenoptera, Ichneumonidae.